AUGCAGGCCUGCCGCCGCUUUUCUACGCCUGCAAAUGCGCUAGUGCGCACCAGCUAUGCUCACAGAGCACUCGCACUCCCGCGCUCAGCACAAGCAAACACCCACGACCUACGACCACUCCUAAUACAGACUCUAAACCUGCGCUUCAGCUCGACACAGACCCAGUCCGCCCUCCAACCCACCAGCUCAAGCGUCAAUGCGCCCCUCUCCACUCUCCCCGCGCCUCUCGAACUCCCUACAAAGGACCGCGACGCCUCAACCUUCUCCUACCUCCUCAAGACCGGCAAAGCCUACCUCUCCUUCUACAAAACCGGUCUCAAAAACGUCUACCACAACUUCAUCAGCACCCGCCCGCUCCAAACCCGCAUCGACAAGCUCGGCUCCGGCCGCAUCACGCCGCUCGUCGCCCACAACGCCAUCACCCGCUCCGAGUUCCAGCACAUCAUGCGCUCGCGCCACGACACGCGGCGCAUCCCCGUCUUCGCCGUCGUGUUCCUCAUCUUUGGCGAGUUCUCGCCGCUCAUCCUGCCCUUCAUCUCGUCCGUCGUGCCCUGGAACUGCCGCAUCCCGAGCCAGCUCCAUGGCGACCGCGUCAAGCUCGAGAAGCGCCGCGAGGAGGCGUUUCGCACCUUUGCGGCGCCGGAGGGCGUGGAGAUGAGGGAUGUGUAUGCGUUGGGCAGGAGUGAGCUGCUCCAUGUGAGUAAUGUGCUGGGGAUCACGUCGACGAAGUGGCCCGGCGCGCUGGGGCUGCCGCCGACGGCGUGGGUGAGGUUGAGGGUUAGGAGGAGGGUUGAGUAUCUCGAGAUUGAUGAUACGCUGCUGGAGCGUGGUGGCGGCGUGGAUGCGCUCGAUGGAGGCGAGGAGUUGAGGAUGGCUGCGGUUGAGCGUGGGCUAGAUGUGGUCGAUAAAUCAGACCGAGUCCUGCGCGAGGAGCUGAAGCAUUGGUUUGCCGCAAAAGAGAGGGCCGGUGGGAUCACGCCGGCGUUGUGGCUCACAAGGCCAUCAAAGUGGCUACCUCCUGCAGAACCGUCAUCCGCGGCCGUGGAAGCGGGUAAGAGAAGGGUUUAUAACCCAUAG
This is a messenger RNA of Morchella sextelata, 1077 nucleotides long. RefSeq lists its product as uncharacterized. The record is from RefSeq and is a predicted model, not a curated record. NCBI's taxonomy places the organism in Eukaryota, Fungi, Ascomycota, Pezizomycetes, Pezizales, Morchellaceae. Gene Ontology annotation, biological process: intracellular monoatomic cation homeostasis. The transcript is spliced from 4 exons. Gene Ontology annotation, molecular function: ribosome binding. Gene Ontology annotation, cellular component: mitochondrial inner membrane. Bases 1 to 1077 code for a protein of 358 amino acids.